UUCGAUUUCGUCCAACCGUUGCUGGUUGCCACAGUAGCGUCGCGUAACCAUGGAGACGUAACCUGCGUUAGCUAACCGCAGUCCCACAGUUCAAUACACUAGCUUCCAUCUUGUUUACCUGUUGCAAACGAUGAGAUGUGCAGCAUUUCAGUCUUUGAAACGCUUUGGGACAAUAUAACAACCAGCAUACUUAACGUGGGUAAAUAAACACGUUAAAUUCCCCCCCACACCGUUCACGUGACGUUACAUAAAAUGUUCAGGAAUAGUUACCAGCGUGGAGCUGUGGUUGAGAUCUUCACCGGACAGGGAAAAGACCCUGUAGCAAAAUGGAAACUCUGCGGAGGACCGUCAGCCAUACAUAAGGAGUAUAAUAAAGAAGUCAAAGGAUUUGUUUACUGUCUGGAGGGAAGCAGCCAGACAGUCAAGAUGCAACUGCCAGAGAAUGGGAAAAUGUCUCUUGGGCUUCUCCAAAGAUUCUUGGUCCUUCAAGUGAAUAUUCCUCAGUGCAGAGAUUUUUCCAUUGAGCUGAUGAUAACUGAUUCAGAACACCUGAAAAGAAGACUUCACCUAUCAACAGUGCACAAAGAGUUGACUGCCACACUUUUACAUGCAAAGAUACCUCUUGUGGGACUGAAACGGAAUAUUUGGUCUACUUUGUGCAUCGACCUUGUCUCAUUCACCGCUGAACUGUUCAAGGGACUUUUGACACUGGAUGGCAUCACUUUGUUUGCUACGUGUAAAGUACGCAGAAUCUUCACCAUGAAAACAGAGCCCACAGGAAUGUCAGAUGAUGAUAUGUUUCUCGGUGGAGCUGGACUCAUGGACUUGCUCCCUCGCAGCUGCCAGUUCCCACCAGAUGUAAACCAUGUAACUCAGAUGCUGAACAUGGAGAAUUUGCAGAGGGUAGACAUGAAGACUGGCCUUGUGAGCUCUGACUGUGUUCCUGAUCAGUCUGGCACUGCCAGAUCAACCAGUUAUCGACAAACCAGAUCCCAUGGUGUUUUACACACAGCGUCAGGCUCCAGGGCUUCAGGACUACCUUUUCAAAGUGGAAGGAAAAACAGUGCAGCCUCAGACGCAAUGGAUAGAGGUCUACUCUUUAUCUCGAAUACGGGAUCUCCAUUCAGUAAUAUGAACCAAAAAGUUCCUGCAGAAAGUCAAAGCAUUGCCAACCUGAGGGAGAAUUUAUCACAUGAAGGACCUUCCCUGACUCUUCCUGAGGGAACACCUGGCAGGUUACAGCCCCAUCCCCCAACAGACAAGCAGGGAUCAAAGAAGCCACAGGUCCUCAGUGCUGGAAGAGAGAGGCUAGCAUCGUCAGCCCAUUCUGAUGCUGUGCCUGGUCGCCACAGAAGGAAUAAAACCAGGGAGAGGCGCACUCCUCCGUCUGGUGAGCAAGAGCAGCAACCUCUGACCCAAACAGAAAAGACAGAGCACCUAGCAGCAGAUGAGGGUAGCUUCAGUCCUGCAAGGGAAAGUUCCAGAGCCGCUCCGACCCCAGCAGAGUCUCGCUCCAGCUCAAUUCGUCCAGGUUUGUCCUCUGACCUGCAGGUCUGGAGCAGCUGGGAGAGUAAUGAAGGGUCCGAGCCCCAGCUCACUCUCCAAGAGGAGGUGUUCAUUUUCUCGUCCCAGCCUCACUCACCCAAACGAGGGCAGGGCCAGGGUGACCAGGAGAAGAUGGAGAUGGGAGAUGACCGGGUUCAGAGCAGGAGUGGGAGGCGGUGUGAGGCCCAGCCUGAAGAUGACUUUAUCGGCAGUGAAAGUGAUGAGGAUAAGGGCUACACCUCCUUCCAGCAACAAAGAACUAGUGUUGAGUCCAACCCUGCUACCCCCCAAACCCCUGAUCCAGCUUUGAAUGAGCAACUGAAAGUCCAUCCUGAAUCUCAUAACAGGGACCAGACAUCACCAAAAGACCUCAGUCCAGCUACCACUGAUAUUCAAACUCAGUUUCCAUCCAGUGGGAGAGCUGAACUAGCUGGGAUGGCCCCUACACGUUGCCUGUCACCGAGUGCACCACCCAGCAGACAGGAACGCAAGUGUGGCUCUCGUGGAUCGGAGGUAGUAAACCAGGUUCUGGGUGGGAAGAGCAGUGUAACACUUUCUAGGAGACUGCUGCAAGAAGUCACAUUGGAUGACUUCCCACAGCACAAGGAAGAAGAGGACGAGAUGCUGAAGCCUGUUGAUUCAAGUUGUUACAACUUUCACCUGCUUGGUAGUCUGAGGAUGACAGGAGAUGAUGAUGAGGAGCUCCAAAUGCUGGCGAGCUUAAAGAGGGAGCAGGAGGAGGAUGAGUGUAGAGCCUCGGGCCUCAGUGCAUCUCAGAUCCACCAGUGUAAUGUUAGCAUCAGUAUGAGCAGUGACGACGCCUCUACUUGGACUCACAUCUCCAUGCCAGCUAAUCAGGGUCACCACUACCAGAACGAAAUGAACCCCCUCCUACACUCAAACCCGAGAGAGUGGAUGGACGUGCUCAGCCCUCCUAUUAUGCCUCCCAGGCAGCGGAGAAGGUCAGGGAACACGUGGAACAAUCGGGAAAAUCUAGUCGGAGGACGGGAUGAAUCUGUGAAUGAGGAGGAGAAUGAGGACGAGUAUUUGAAUCUGCUCUAUGAUCCUUGCAUGAACUGCUACUUCGAUCCAAAGACGGGGAAGUACUAUGAACUAGCUUGACUCAAAGCUCGAGAGAGUCAGAAUUAAUAAAUCACAUGUCAUUGACUGUGGAUGAAUGGCUUUGGGAUUUUUUAGGCCCAGCUUAUUGAUCAGUGAAUACUCCAUUCACAAAACCCUUUUCAUGUUGCUGCUUUUGUCGUCAGGAGCUUUUUGUCGCCAUAAGUAGUGUCAUGUUAGUGAGUACAGGAAUGGGACUCAAUAAAUCAGAUACAAGCUUUUUGACAGAAGUGGAGUUGCUGCCCAUUCACCAACACAUCUGAUGGUUAAGAGAGUCUUUUCAGGACUGAAAUUAAUAUGUAAGCUUUCUGGAAGAACAUCUUAGGCCUUCUUUUAUUCAGAAGAGAAAGAUUUCUGACAUUUAAAAUUAACUUUGGAUAAGUAUUUCAGUAUAAGGUUUUUUUUUUUUUAAAUAAAUUUCAUCAUUGAAAAUAUAAUGUGUGUGUAUAUUGUUUUAAUUAAAUUUAAA
This is a messenger RNA of Lates calcarifer (barramundi perch), 3133 nucleotides long. RefSeq names its product CFAP20 domain containing (gene cfap20dc). NCBI's taxonomy places the organism in Eukaryota, Metazoa, Chordata, Actinopteri, Centropomidae. The record is from RefSeq and is a predicted model, not a curated record.